Messenger RNA from Triticum aestivum (bread wheat), 1501 nucleotides. RefSeq names its product LEAF RUST 10 DISEASE-RESISTANCE proteinUS RECEPTOR-LIKE PROTEIN KINASE-like 2.5. Gene Ontology annotation, biological process: protein phosphorylation. The record is from RefSeq and is a predicted model, not a curated record. Lineage: Eukaryota; Viridiplantae; Streptophyta; Magnoliopsida; Poales; Poaceae. Gene Ontology annotation, molecular function: ATP binding; polysaccharide binding; protein kinase activity.
CUUUUACAUCACCGGUUCAAAGAAAGUGGUCUGGAGGGGCGGCUAGAGAUGCUCUUAUAUUAGACAAACAUGUAGUACCUUCAUCAGCAGUAGGUCUUCGGAAGAGUUUUGACGUGGUCCUUAUUCUUUCUUAGGUUUGGCUACGGCACAUCUAAAUACAUCUAGAUAUGGUACGUCUAGAUGUGCUGUUCUUUUUGUAGCUGGGAGGGAUCCAGCUUGGAUCACCACCAACACCAGGUGCACUGUUUUUACAGAGACUAUUAAGAGAACUUAGCGAUUCCCAAAUUUUAAAAACCUGCUGUGGAAGACAAAAGUGUACAUCGGCGACUAGCUAGAAGCCUUUCUUCGACGCGGCUGGGCCAAUAAACUGAAUAAAGUAUACCACACCAGUCUCCACGGAACAACGACGGGAGGUAGCAGUACAGCAGACGACUUGCGUGGCACACUCGCGUUAUGUGUGCGCGAGACCGGACUGGUCAAAGGUUUGAGCAAGAGGGGCCUUCCAAGCCAGCCAGCCGCCGGAGAAACUCGCAAGGCCUCCGCCACUUAUAAACGCGGAGGAGGAGCAGCGGCAAGAAACAAACGGCCCGGUGCAGACAGCCACCAAACCAGAGGGGAAGAAAAAAGAGGCCCUCGUUCGCCUAACUCCAUUAGCCCAUAGCCAUGCCUCUCUUGAUAUGCCACCGGCUGCUGCUGCUUCUCCUCCUCUGGGUCGCCGCCUCCCAUGGCGAUUCAUCCGAUGAUGGGGCUUACGACCCCUCCAUGUGCCUGAAUCAAACUUACACAUGCGGGGACGUGAGGAUCAGCUACCCGUUCUAUCUCGUCGGGAAGACAAAAGAUCUCAGGGGCAACGACAACUCCUACUGCGGCUACCCUGGCCUGGGGAUCCUCUGCGACGACAACAAGCCCAUCCUGCAGCUCAACGGCACCGCCAACUACACGGUCAAGGGCAUCGACGGCGCGCUCGCAACCGUCUCUCUAGCCGACCCGAACGUCGACGACGACCUCAACCCCUGCCCGAGACCAAGAAUCGGCCGCAACGUCACUUUUCAAGAGGGAUCGCCGCUGUACUUUCCUGACAGCACGGUCGAUUACCUUAUCUUCUUCAUCGGCUGCAACUUCAACUUUACCUUCUACAAACCGAGUAGCAUCUACCCGAUCAGCUGCCAAAGCUUUGAAGAUGGUCCUGGUCCUGGGCUAUCGUUCGUGCUUCCGGAUGAUGCAGUGCCCGCCGGCAACUGGGUGCAAGCGUGCAACCAAGUCAUACAAUUGCCUGUGCACAAAUACGGCGAGAUCAACUUUACUGACCAUGGAUGGACAAACGGGAGUGGAUAUGCCAAUCUUCUUCGUCAGGAAUUCCAGCUGGGAUGGAACGAGAGCGCAAAGGACCCGGCAUGUAUCCAGUGCGAGGGAUCCAAUUCCAAGGGACAGUGCGGUUACAGUCGGACCGGCGAUUUCAUCGGCUGCUUGUGCCCUGACGGCCUAGUACACUCCGAUAAUA